AAAUGGCUGCAGCGUCAGAUGUGUAGGGAAUUUCAGCUUUCUCUCUGUAUAAAUAAUGGGGGGUCUGGUCACUCAUCCUGCUCUGGACUCAUUUCUCUUCGUUUCUCAGCUGCGUUAAUACACUAAGAGCUGCUGCCAGAAUGAGGAGUCUGUUUGCUCUGCUGUUAGUGCUGCUGCUCUGCUCUGUCCAGCUGGCCUCUUGUGACUAUCAGGGCGCCCACGUCCCGUUAGAGUGCUGCUUUAAAUAUACUAAGGGGAAGAUUCCAGUGGCCCGUAUUACAUCUUACUGGAGGACGAGGAGCAACUGCCCAGUCAAAGCAGUUGUCUUUAAGACCAUUCUUGGAAACAGAUUCUGUGUGAAUCCUUCGGCCUCUUGGGUUAAACAACACAUGAAGAAGCUAAAGCACCAAAACACCUUAAAACCCCUGGGAUGGAACAACCUGGCUAUCUGACAUAUUAAAAAUAAAUCCAUUUAUUUAAAUGAUCUCGAUGAAAAUGUACAUACCUUUGUAAAGCAACAAAAACAGCUUAAUAUAUUAUUGUAAAUAUAUGUUUUUAUGUAUACAAUAAAACUUGUUGUUUUCAA
Astyanax mexicanus (Mexican tetra) is the source of this 586-nucleotide messenger RNA. RefSeq names its product monocyte chemotactic protein 1B-like. Lineage: Eukaryota; Metazoa; Chordata; Actinopteri; Characiformes; Acestrorhamphidae. Gene Ontology annotation, biological process: inflammatory response; cellular response to interleukin-1; neutrophil chemotaxis. Bases 141 to 452 code for a protein of 103 amino acids. The record is from RefSeq and is a predicted model, not a curated record. The transcript is spliced from 3 exons. Gene Ontology annotation, cellular component: extracellular region. Gene Ontology annotation, molecular function: CCR chemokine receptor binding; chemokine activity.